AUGAUUGUUGCCUCUCUGUAUCUACUGGGAUCUUUUCUCCACAGCUUGACACAAUGUACUGUCCAAGCUUCAGAGUUCCAACUGGAAGGAGAUUAUUUGAUAGGUGGACUUUUUGAUAUUCAUCACGCCGGUGGCCCUGUUUAUCAUGACAGACCGGAAGACAUUGACUGCUCCAGUCAACCCUUCAUUCUGUCAAGUUAUCGGAGGUUUCAGUUGAUGAGAUUCACUGUGGAGGAAAUCAAUAACUCUACCAAACUUCUGCCAAAUGUAUCUCUAGGCUAUGAGAUAUUUGACCGCUGCUCAGAUACACAGAAUUUCCCAGGUAUUUUAAAACUCAUCUCAGUCAACGGCUUGAUCCAACCUUGGGGUAACACACAUAGGAAUCUGUCUACAGUGCCCAAAGUGAUAGCAGUGGUCGGCCCAUUUUCAAGCACUGAAUCUCUGACAGUAGCCCCACUCUUCAUGGUGGAUCUUAUUCCUAUGGUCAGUUAUGGAGCUGCUACUUCUGCCCUUUCAGAAAAAGAGAAAUACCCUUCUUUUCUGCGAACAGUGCAUUCCAAUAAAGAUAUAAUAGCAGUGAUUGUUAACAUCAUACUGCAUUUCAAAUGGCGCUGGGUUGCUUUCCUUAGCAGUGACAAUGAUUUUGGGGCAGAUAGCCUGGAAUUGUUUAAAAAGAGAAUCAUUGAUACUGAGAUCUGUCUGGCAUACACUGAAGAGCUCAACCACAAUAUAAAUUACUCCCGAAUAUUCAAACGGAUAGAAGAAUGGGGGGUACAUAUCAUUGUUGUGUUUGCUCCUGAAAUGACUUCUGAAGCUCUCAUUGAGUCAGCAAUAGAACUAAAUGUCACAAACAAGGUGUGGAUAGCAGGGGAUACUUGGUCUUUAAAUAAGAAGCUGCAAAAAAAGAAAGGAAUCAAAAAUAUCGGAACAGUACUCGGGGUUUCUCAGCCAGUAGUGACAAUACCUGGUUUCAGUGAUUAUAUAUUUUCCUCUAGAAGCCAGACUCAAUGUGAAAAUGCAGAACAACAGACAUUUUGUAAUCAGGUUUGCAACUGCAGUACCUUGAGUCCAGAAGAAGUCAAUGCCAUAGACCCAUCUUUCUCUUUUCCUGUUUAUUCUGCUGUGUAUGCCAUCGCUCAUGCCUUACACAAUGUCUUACAAUGUGGAGCUGGAAGAUGUAAUGGCAAUAUUACAGUCUACCCAUACAUGGUUCUAGCAGAGCUGAAGAAGUCCAACUUUACACUUUUAAACCGGAGUAUUCAAUUUGAUAAGAAUGGUGACCCCAUGUAUGGAUCCUAUUCCAUAGUUUACUGGAACCAAAGUGAUGAUGCAGAGGAGAUUGGCUUUUCCAAAUCUCAUCCAGCAGGCCAUUUUAUCAUCAACAGCACCAAAAUUCAGUGGUACGAUAACAAAGUGCCCACUGCACUAUGUUCCCCAGAAUGCCAUGUAGGAUAUGCAAAAAGGCAAAAUGGAAUCCACAAAUGCUGCUUCACUUGUGAAAUAUGUCCAAAUGGAAAUUACAUCAACAAAACAGAGGAUCCCUACAAUUGCUUCAAAUGUAAGGAGACAGAGUGGUCCACACCAGGAAGUACUACAUGUCAUCUGCGGGUAGUGGAGUACGUCCCAUUCACAGACAAUGGGGCUAUACUGAUCAUGAUUGGGGGUUGCACCCUGGUGGGCCUCGCACUUGCCACGUCUGUUCUCUUUGCCAUCAACUACAACACACCUGUGGUCAGAUCUGCCGGGGGACCAAUGUGCUUCCUUAUUUUAGGCUGCAUCAGUCUGUGUAGUGUUAGUGUAUUCUUUUUCUUUGGUAAGCCAACCGUUCCCUUUUGUAUCCUAAGGUUCCUACCAUUUGUUUUGUUCUAUGCUGUCUGUCUCGUAUGUUUUGUAGUGCGCUCUUUUCAAAUUGUUUGCAUUUUCAAAAUAGCUGCCAAGUUCCCCAAGCUCCACAGCUGGUGGAUGAAAUAUCAUGGACAAUGGCUGGUCAUCACAGUGGUGUUUAUUGCUCAGGCAUUCUUUAUUCUCAUUGGCUAUUCUAUUGCCCCCCCCAAGCCCAACAAUGACACAUUUUGGUAUCCAGACAAAAUCAUACUUGGCUGUGACAUCAAUCUCUUUACAUUCUCUGCCUCUGUGAGUUUACUUGCACUUUUGGGCUCCCUUUGUUUCAUCUUCUCCUACAUGGGAAAAGACCUCCCAAAAAAUUACAAUGAAGCCAAAGCGAUAACCUUCUGUCUACUCUUGGUGAUGCUCACCUGGAUCAUCUUUGCCACUGUAGCUAUACUUUACCAUGGAAAGUACAUCCAAAGUAUUAGUGCACUGGCAGUACUCUCCAGUCUCUACUCCUUUCUGGUGUGGUAUUUCCUCCCAAAAUGUUACAUCAUCAUUUUUCAACCCCAAAGAAAUACACAGCAGUACUUCCAAGGUCUCAUUCAGAAUUACACCAAAACAAUUAGCCAGUAG
Messenger RNA from Scomber japonicus (chub mackerel), 2463 nucleotides. Its product is annotated as taste receptor type 1 member 1-like. The coding region runs from base 1 to 2463 and encodes 820 amino acids. Gene Ontology annotation, cellular component: membrane. Gene Ontology annotation, molecular function: G protein-coupled receptor activity. Gene Ontology annotation, biological process: G protein-coupled receptor signaling pathway. NCBI's taxonomy places the organism in Eukaryota, Metazoa, Chordata, Actinopteri, Scombriformes, Scombridae. The record is from RefSeq and is a predicted model, not a curated record. The transcript has 6 exons.